This is a messenger RNA of Acanthosepion pharaonis, 1005 nucleotides long. NCBI's taxonomy places the organism in Eukaryota, Metazoa, Mollusca, Cephalopoda, Sepiida, Sepiidae. The record is from the annotation of a GenBank genome assembly.
AUGCGUCCGGAUCCCCUUGCGUUAUUCUUGUCAUUUGUGUCCUAUCCCCUUGUUAUGCAUUUGUGUCUAUUUAUAUAUGUGAUUCUAUGCGUCCGGAUCCCUGUUAUGUAUGUGGACCUAUGCGUCCGUAUUCUUGUCUUAUGUAUGUGGGUCUCAUGCAUCCGUAUCCCCUUGUUAUGCAUUUGUGUCUAUACGGUUAAUAUAUGUGAUUCUAUGCGUCCGGAUCCCUGUUAUGUAUGUGGACCCAUGCGUCCGUAUUCUUGUCUUAUGUAUGUGGGUCUAUGCAUCCGUAUCCCUUGUUAUGCAUUUGUGUCUAUACGGUUAAUAUAUGUGAUUCUAUGCGUCCGGAUCCCUGUUAUGUAUGUGGACCUAUGCGUCCGUAUUCUUGUCUUAUGUAUGUGGGUCUAUGCGUCCGUAUCCCCUUGUUAUGCAUUUGUGUCUAUACGGUUAAUAUAUGUGAUUCUAUGCGUCCGGAUCCCUGUUAUGUAUGUGGACCUAUGCGUCCGUAUUCUUGUCUUAUGUAUGUGGGUCUAUGCAUCCGUAUCCCCUUGUUAUGCAUUUGUGUCUAUACGGUUAAUAUAUGUGAUUCUAUGCGUCCGGAUCCCUGUUAUGUAUGUGGACCUAUGUCCGUCCGUAUUCUUGUCUUAUGUAUGUGGGUCUAUGCGUCCGUAUCCCCCUUGUUAUGCAUUUGUGUCUAUACGGUUAAUAUAUGUGAUUCUAUGCGUCCGGAUCCCUGUUAUGUAUGUGGACCUAUGCGUCCGUAUUCUUGUCUUACCUAUGCGUCCGUUAUGCAUUCUUACGGUUAAUAUAUGUGAUUCUAUGCGUCCGAUCCCUGUUGUAUGUGGACCUAUGCGUCCGUAUUCUUGUCUUAUGUAUGUGGGUCUAUGCAUCCGUAUCCCUUGUUAUGCAUUUGUGUCUAUACGGUUAAUAUAUGUGAUUCUAUGCGUCCGUCCGGAUCCCUGUUAUGUAUGUGGAUCCCCUAUGCAUUUGUGUCCGUAUUCUUGA